Molecule: messenger RNA, 584 nt
Organism: Durusdinium trenchii
Lineage: Eukaryota; Dinophyceae; Suessiales; Symbiodiniaceae
Source: the annotation of a GenBank genome assembly
UUUGGCUCAAGGGUUGCAGCUGCGAAUUUCCGCGUUUGGUCCGCGUUGGGGACAUGGCGCCUAAAUUUGACCCCAAUGAGGUGAAGGUGGUGUUUCUGAGACAGUAUGGUGGCGAACAGGCUCCUUCAUCAGUGUUGGCCCCCAAGGUGGGUCCAUUGGGCAUGUCACCCAAGAAAGUAGGUGAUGAUAUUGUCAAAGGCACCAGCCAGUGGAAAGGCAUCCGUGUCACUGUGAAGCUGACAAUCCAAAACAGACAGGCCAAGGUGGAUGUGGAGCCAAACGCCACUAGCUUGAUCAUCAAGGCUUUGAAGGAGCCAUUGCGAGACCGAAAAAAGACGAAGAACAUCAAGCACACUGGCAACCUGACCAAGAACGUCUUUCUGGAUAUUGUGCGACAAAUGCGAAAAAAGAGCCUGGCAAAGGAGUUCAAGGGAACUGCGAAGGAGAUCCUGGGCACCUGCUUUGCUGUCGGCUGCACAGUGGAUGGCCAGAAGCCAGGUUCAUUGCAGCAGGCUAUCGAUGAUGACGAGUGGGAAUUGCCAACUGAGUGAGCUGAGAUUGACCUGGAAAGUUUGCAGCGCCAA